Messenger RNA from Striga asiatica, 3058 nucleotides. NCBI's taxonomy places the organism in Eukaryota, Viridiplantae, Streptophyta, Magnoliopsida, Lamiales, Orobanchaceae. The record is from the annotation of a GenBank genome assembly.
CCUGAAGCAACCCAAUUUCUAAGUCUUUUGAGCUCCCAACAUUUUGUCAGCAUCUGUGCCUUUUUCUCACCUUUAUCCCUUUUGUCUUCUCCUUCAACCUUUUCACCAUUGUUAACCUUAAAAAAGUUCUCAAGUCGAGCCCCGACUUAUUUCACCACCCUCUAGCUUGCUUCUGUUGCAAGCGAUCCCCUGGUUCACGUCUGAGAAGGUGAAAGCUUCUACUGAUUCAAGCCGUUUAAACUAUCACCACACGAGGUAUGCCGCCAAAGCAAAAUUACACAAAGGCCUACAAGGCAAUGAAGGGCAUGGGAUAUUCUCAAAGUAUCGUGAGGCCAAUCGUGAAACAGCUUCUCACAUUGUAUGAAGAUAACUGGACACUCAUUGAAGACGAUAACUACAAAGUUCUUAUUGAAGCUAUUCUAGAUAGCGAGGACAAUAAGGCACAUGGCACUAAGUCAAGAAAACCAAAUAGAAGGUCCGAGGAUGAGGCUGAAAAAGAGGAGCCACUCGUGAAGAGGCCUCGACUGAACAGCCUUCAAAAAAGCAAGUCAUCAUCAGCACCGAUUAAUACUUUCACGACAAGCUGUAGCGUUGAGGUCAAGAAUGAAACCCAUGGCAAGCAAAAAUUGGCCGAGGUUACUCCUGAGAAGCAUCAGUAUGAAGAUAACGAACUCAGUGGCUCACAAGUCCGAAAGUGCUAUGAACGCAAGCGCAAGAAUUCGGUGGAGCAAGAAACAUCAUCUGAACUCAAUUAUGAUGAAGAAAUUGACAGAUAUUGCUCCAUGGUGCCCAACGAGGACAUGGAAUAUUUUGGAGAGGAAUCUGAUUUACGUCCCGAUUUUACUUGGAUGGGUGAUAAUGAGACCGUGGCUGAUGAUCUGCUUAGUUUCGAGGUUCCUCUUGCAGUGCUUCCUCCAGAUCCUCCUAUCCUCCUACUGCAACAAAGCUCAUACGAGAAUUGCUCCAAUGCCGAAGAGAGUUGCUCUAAAUAUCCUGAAGUGAUAGAUUUGGAUCCAGAGGACACAUGCACAGAUCUUGACAUGCUUCCUAAAGAUUCUUGUUCCCUUGAAAAAAGUUCUAAGUUGGAACAAAUUCAUUCAGAAUCUGUGAUCUAUAAACAUCCCGACCCUGAAAAGAUUGAACAGGACGGUCAAGAUUGUCUGAAGCUCGAUCUUGCCACCUCAUCGAAAGGCGACUCAAAAAUUUCUAUUUCCAUCAAUGCUUCAGUAGGACCAGAAUUUUGUGUCCCGAACUUAGAAGAAGUAUUGAAGCAGGUCGAGGAUCGAUGCAUAAAGGCAUACAAAAUCCCUCAAGGCAGCUUUUCUUUGCUUGGACUCAUGGAAGAAGUUUGCCAACAUUUUUUAGCCACGGGUACCACCUCAGCAAAUCCUGAAAAACUGGGACUUGAGAAUGAAAUUCCGGCUCUCGGUGUGUCAGAAGAAACUGAUUUGGAAAUUUGUUCGGAUGAGGACACUAACCAGCUGCAGCUCAGUCUUAUCAGCGAGCCAACCAUUUCAAAUGAUCCAUUCAUGGUUAAAAACAUUUUCGAGGUUUCAUCUCAAAUUCCGAGGUUUUUUGGGUCGGAAACAUACUUUAACAUGGAUGCGAGUGGUGGUCCUGUAAUGACUGAUGGAGAAACUAAGGAAAGAAAUCCGCGUGCUGCAUGUUCUUCCCACGCGUUGGUGGUUUUCCAGAAGAAGGGCUGUGAUAGUUAUGUUAGAGACAUAACUAAAGGUCACGAACCUUGCGAAAUUGCGUUAAUAAAUGGGAUAAAUGAAGUUAAGUGUCCCAAAUUCAAAUACAUUCCGAAAAGUGCAGCAUACAAGAGUGCAUGCAUCCCAUUUGCCCUGGCCCGUGUAUCUGGAAAUGACUGCUGUUCAGAAUGCCUCGAGGACUGCUUGUCUUUGGAAGUUCCAUGUGCUUGUGCUGGAAAAACAAGACAUGAGUUUGCUUAUACGAAGGAGGGCUUAGUGAAGGAAGUGUUUUUGGACGAUUUCUUAUCUAAGAGUCAAUCUUUGUCCAAAAACGGUAUUUUCUUCUGUCAAGACUGCCCGUUGCAAAGAUCUACUCUUGGUGAGAAUUCAUCCGGCAAAUGCGUGGGCCACAUGAGUCGGGCUUUCAUAAAGGAGUGUUGGUAUAAAUGUGGUUGCAGCCUCACUUGUGGAAACCGAGUUGUCCAGCGAGGAAUCACAGCCAAGUUGCAUGAUGUGUUUAUGACGCCCGAAGGCAAAGGAUGGGGUCUUAGAGCUCUGGAGGACUUACCGAAAGGCGCUUUUAUAUGCGAAUAUGUAGGAGAAGUUGUCACAAUAAAAGAGCUACUAGAAAGAAACGAGAAAAAUAGCAACGCAAACAACCAUACCUUCUCUGUUCUACUUGAUGCCGAUUGGAGUUCAAAACGUGUGUUGAAGGAGAACGAGGCUCUUUGUCUGGACGCGACCUUUUAUGGUAAUAUCGCGCGGUUCAUUAAUCACAGGUGUUUUGAUGCCAAUAUGGUUGGGAUCCCUGUCGAGAUGGAGUCUCCAGAUCAUCACUAUUACCAUCUGGCUUUCUUUGCAACAAGGGAGAUUAAUGCUUUGGAAGAAUUAACUUGGGACUAUGGAGUUGAAUUUGAUGAUUGUCAUCUGGGGAAGGCUUUUGAGUGCCUUUGUGGUAGUAAAUUCUGCAGGGAUCGUCCAUCUGGGAGGAAUUUAGGGACCUUUUAGUUUUGUUGAAAUUAUGAAACAAAUUUGAAAUUUAUGAUCUUUUUUGGUGUAGAAAGUGAGUGGCUGCUCAAUUAAAGCUAAUUAGCAUUUGUCUCGAGAUAGAUUUCAGAUUCUUGAAGUUAAGAACCAAACUGAUACAGAUGUUGCCUUUUGAGUUUUUGGGUCGUGCAUGUUCACUUGCUCGUUGUUACUUGUGAUGAGGUUUAUUUUCUGUUAAGGUUCUAAUGUUUACUUUUACAAUUUAUUUGUCCUUUUACCCUCAUAAAGUUGAGCGAGAUUUGAAGGUUUAAUGAGCUCGCUUUAUGCUUAUGGCUGAGAACUGAUUUUUUUGAAUUCCCCUGCUGCGGAUAAGAGUU